GGGAGGCGGAUGUUUCGUUCGUGACGUGCCAGCAAUAGUUUUACUCGCACAGACAUCGUGCAUUUGUGUGUACUUUAUCGGUUAACCGGAAAGUGUCAGUCGUUAAACAAUUACUUUGUAUAACUAACCAAGCACUGUUGUUCCUGGACUAUUGUGCUACCGCUAAGAUUGCUCAAGAACAGCUUUAAGUUGUAGUCAAAGUUAGCGUAAUGGCGUCUGUGCUGGUAAACGACAACCCACUGCUCUUACCUCUCAACGUGGAGAAAACGGUAUAUGACGGAUUCAUCACCGUCCAGGAGAAAGACCUCAGGCUGAGAAUACAGCUACCACCAGAUCGCCAACUCAGAAAGGCCAAGUUGCAUUGCUGUUGGAAGUUAAAACACCUGUUGCGUGGGUAUGAAGACAUAGUAAAACAGAGGCUACAUCAGUCCGAUGAUCUCAUCAGUUUCAUUCUGGAACUGAAGACUGUCUUGGAAGUGGGCCUAAAGUGCCAUCCUGAGUGCUACUCUAUUCCGCCUCCACAAUACUACUCCCAACUCAUUUUGGAAAUGGAGACCCUUGGGUGGGACAAGGUGCUUUUCAUAGACACACAGUUUCAAACGUUGAAGCUGAAAGCAGAGGACUCUUCCGGACGACAACACAUUCUCACCAUUAACCUCAAGUCUAAGUAUCCAGCAGAGGCUCCAGAAUGCACAGCUGACCUGCCAGUUCCCCUGGUCUUACCAUGGACACCGCAAUCUUCUUUAACCCAACUCCACAGCCAGUUCCUGCUGGUGAUAGCCGCCCUGACUGAGUUUUGGGAUGUUCUUGACGAGAUUGACAGAGAGACCUGGGUUCUGGAACCGGAAAAGCCAAGUCUUUCUGACACGAUGAGGCGAAUAGCUAUUGGAAAUAAUGUAUCCAUUAAAGUGGAAGUGGAUCCCAGACACCCAAAGAUGCUACCAGAAUGCUGCCUGUUGGGAGCUGAGCAUGUUGUCACUCCGCUGAGGAAUAAGCUGAACACCAACAUGCAUUUGUGGAACCCGGACUCCAGUGUCUUGCAAAACCUCCAGGAUGUUUUGGAGAUCCAAUUCCUGUCACCUGCCACCCACGAAAAAUCUACGUUCAGUGUUGAGUGUGGGAUCUGCUACUCCUAUCGCCUGGAAGCUGCCAUCCCCGACCAGGUGUGCAGUGACCCUCACUGUGGUCAGCCCUUCCAUCAGGUCUGCCUGUAUGAGUGGCUGCGCAUGCUGCCCGCCAGCCGGCAGAGCUUUAACACGGUUUUUGGAGAGUGUCCUUACUGCAGCAAGCCCAUUACUGUGAAAAUGGCAGCUUACAAGUCCUGAGAAGUGGCUUUGCGGGCCAGCUGAACCUAAGGAAACUGCUUCAAAGCUAUUCAACCCAAAAGGAGAUGCACAUCUGUUACCUGCAACAACAAAAAAAAAGCAAAGAAAGAAAAUGAUAAUUCUUGUUGAAGCUUUGAAGCUCCCAAGAAGCUAAAUCAAGGAAGCUCCGGUAGCCAGGAGAAAGGUAGCAGCCAUGGACACAGAGCAGUAAAUCAUGCGAGACAAAGCAGCUUGCUCUUCCGGCUGCUGGGGUCCACCAUCAUCUCUGUCAUCGUCUCCUGGCUUCUGAGGUCCACCAUCAUCUCUGUCGUCGUCCCAGCGGUGGCCGUCCUGCUGCUGCACGCUUCCAUACGGGUCAUCCGCUUCUUCAGCCAUGUGAGUCAAGCUGCCAGCCUCACAGUUAGCGAACAUUUCUGUUCCCCUUUGGCUACCUUGGACUUGUUUGCAGAGUUUGUCUGUACUCCUGCAUUCCCUGAUGGAGUUUGCUUUCUGUUAAAGAGGGGAAUUCAAGUGUUUGCUCUUUUGAAUCAUUCAAAUAAACAUGAAUAUGCUUGGUCAAAUAUCUUUUAUUUGAUUCGUAUCAGCAAGCAAUGGUCUCAACCUCACACCUUUUCAGGCCUUUCUUUGAGUCCUACUGGAGGGCCUUUCAAGUAGCGUGCAUCUAUGGGUUUGCUUCUCGCCUCCACAUCUUCAUCAUAAUUAAAAUCAUCAUCAACCAACAUGUCCUCUUCUUUAUAAGACCUCACAGUUGCAGUCCUCGGCCGCAGUGAUCUCUGGACUCCCUCCCUUUUCUAUUAAAAAAUAAUAAAUCAUUGAGGUUAGAAGAUUGAACUGUAUUGUGACACCCUUCCCUUGUGUAAAUACAAGUUAAGGCACUGAUAAAGUAUUAUAGUGGCCUCCAGAAGUAUUGGAGCAAUGAGGUCCAUUUCAUUACUUUUGCUGCAGAUUGAAAACAUUUGGGUUUGCCAUCAAAAGAUGAAUAUGACACCAGAGAGCAGUUCAGCUUUAAUUUCCAGGUAUUUACAUUUAGAUACAACUUAGAAGAUAGCACCUUUUGUUUCAACACAUCCAUUUUUCAUGUGAGCAAAAGGAUUGGAACAUGUGACUGACCUGUCGUUUGGUUGCCCGGGUGUGUUCUCUAGGGUACGUAUUUAAUCAAUAAAUAGCACUGAACAUCCACUCUCACUUUCAGUUGGGUGGGAUAGGUUUUGCCUCUGUAGGCUGCCUUUAGAGGUGAAAACAUGAAAAUCAGAGGGCUUUUUGUAAGUGAAAAGCAAUCAGAAGCAUUGCACAAACAUUGGUCACAGCCAC
Messenger RNA from Dunckerocampus dactyliophorus (ringed pipefish), 2636 nucleotides. It is a transcript of the gene fancl, whose product is annotated as FA complementation group L. NCBI's taxonomy places the organism in Eukaryota, Metazoa, Chordata, Actinopteri, Syngnathiformes, Syngnathidae. Gene Ontology annotation, cellular component: Fanconi anaemia nuclear complex; nucleus. The record is from RefSeq and is a predicted model, not a curated record. The coding region runs from base 210 to 1325 and encodes 371 amino acids. The transcript has 14 exons. Gene Ontology annotation, molecular function: ubiquitin protein ligase activity. Gene Ontology annotation, biological process: protein monoubiquitination; interstrand cross-link repair.